ACCUCAGGUGGCCCCCAACUGAUGAAUCUGGCCCCGGGUUUAUACUGUACCUAAGCUUGUGGGCUCCUUAGGCGCAGGCUCUCCAGGGCGUAAGCCUCCCUAAGGAGGCCCGAGGGCCCACUAAGGUAGGCUCCCUAGGCUGAGGAGGCUAGGGUAGGCAAUCCUCUGAGCGUCCGAUCUAUGGAGCCAAGCCUCCUUCCUCCCCCGCACACAGCUCCAGAUUCAUCUCUCGGUCGAGGGGGAAGGUUGUUGGCCCGCGGGAGGCGCAGUGGAGGUAGUACUGUAGCAACACUCAUGACUACCUACCUAAUGAUAGGCGAAUGCUUGAUUCUAUGAUGAUUUAUGAGCGCUCAUGAAGGCCAUUUGGCUGUCGGACGCGAACGAAAAGUGUCACACAUGUGACUAUCGACAGGGUUACCAAGGUAGUAGGCAGCAACAGUUACUCCGUUGGUACUUGUGCACUCCUCACAGCACCCCCGGUUCACACGAAGGAAGUGAAAAGUCCAUCGGGGAUUAUCUAUCCUGAUCCGUCCAGACCACCAGGAUCACCAGCGACAAACCACUAAUUCCUGCAAUGGAAGCGCUUCCGCAGUUGUCUGAUCAACUCUUUCCAGAUAGCUUGUUCGAUUGGGACCCUGUCCCUGACGAUGACUGGUUUUGCGCCAACGCAGCUGACCGGCUUCGCGAGACCCACGGUCCAGAAAGCGGACUGAGGCAGUCACCUUUUCCAAUCGCUUCAGACAUGAUUCCCUUGGAGGAUUCAGAAGAGUCAGGUUUAGAGUCAGAUCCAGAGGCAGAAAGAGCCUGCAGGACCUUGCUCUCGAAACCCGAGAUUGAUAUGAGCACGGCACUUUCACUUUGCAGAACCAGGUCGGAAGAUUCUGCUGGAUCGGAUCAAUUCGCUCGUGGGGCCGAUCACCAACUAGAUUCCGCCUACGACGAGUUCUUGCCCAAUCUCUAUACAAAUCAGCGUGGUCCAUCAGAGCCCCCUAUUCUUACAGACGUUCCCCCAGCGCUGAUCCAAGAAUUGGGGCGAAUACUGCCAAGGGCUUUGCGGGACGAGGUCGUGGUGUUGUAUUUUCGCCAUGUUCACCCCCUCUGUCCCAUUGUCGACGAAUUCGAAUUCGCCCGGAUUUAUCGAGAAUGCGAGCGAGAGGAGGACUUAUUUUCUAGGUUUGAUGUGAUGCUCUUCCUGGCAAUGAUGUUCGUCGCGUUUGCGCACGUGGGAAAUUCAGCAUUGGAGAUGAGCUCGGCGUCCACCGUCGUUGCAGGUCAGAAGGCGCUGCUGGAGCACGUCAAGUCUCUGUACAAGAACAGUUCUACCUAUACAAAUCAGACCACGCUUACGUGCACCUGUCUACUACUCAGUUACUGGAGUCCAUUUGAUCUCGACACCCAAGUGAACUCUCGCUGGGUGCAUCGGGCUUUCUUUCAUGCCAGACAAGCGAGACUGGGGGAUCCCGACUUCGACAGCGGAACAAUGUUUUCUCGGCGGAAGAUCAUCUGGUGGUCCUGCGUGCUCAGGGAUCGCCUGGUCAGCGUCGGGUUGCGGCGCCUACACCGCUUGCACAAGAUCGAGUCUCGCUGGGGACCAGUCACGACCGCGGAUUUCGGAGCCGAAGCCGUCUGUCCUCAAUUCAUGGGUGUUGAAUCAAAGAGAGUCAUGAUGUCGGCUUUUAUUUGGAUGUGCAACCUUAUUCCACUGAUUUGUGGCAUAGGUACUUUUCACGCCAACCGCAAGUUCCAAUGGGAAUGGCGUGAUGUCUCGAGCGCGAACCACGACUUGCUGUUGGAGGAGUUGAUGCAGUGUUCGGCCUAUGAAUCUCAGCUCAAGGAGUGGAAAACCAGAUUCAAACAGGAGUUGGGAUUUGCCAUGGUGAAGGAAUCUGCAGAAAUGAGCAGAGUGCCGUUGCGCUUCCCGCAGCUCGUCAACCUUUCACUCUUCGCUGCUCUUUACCGCCCAUACCUGAAAUGUAACCUUCAUGAAAGUCCUCUCGGCGUCCGUUUCCGCACCCUAGCCGCCACCAAGGUAAAGGAAGCGUCUGCGAAGGUGGUCAAAACGGUCCAUCAGAUCUUCUCCGAAAGCAAAGUCGAGCACGUCCCUCUUGCGGUGACCGCUUGGAUCGCUUUGCCUCUUGCUGUCUGUGAGGUAGACUGGCAUGCCACCGGCGGGCAAUCAUCUUGCUUGACCGUAAGCCAGCGUUCGGAGAUCAUGAUAUCACUGAACGCUUUGGCCGAACGUCUCUGCGGUGUCAAACCCACAUACCAGCUUCUGAGUUGGGUUGCAACCCUGGCGUCAAGCCAGGAAAGUUCUCAUGUGCGUGCCACCAAACGAGCUCGGCUUGAUCUCGAGCAGCUGGUGACGCAGUCGCCAGAGGAGACGCCUCAUACCGAAGAUGAAGACUCGUAUAUACUUGAUCUUGUGGCUGGUGCAGUAGAUCUUUCUCUGUCCAGCGACGAAAAGCCGUCAACGGUCACAUGACAUGGAAUUUGACAGAGAAGCAUAUUCCUACAUAAAGCCGGUGCAGACCGGCAAAGGACGACUGCCAAUGAUUUGGGAACGGCCAUCUCGCUACCCGAGCUGCUCAAUUCGCACCCUUACUUCUCAAUCCACGCCAAUCGAGUCCAUCAGAUAAGUCAGAAAAUCCGUACCAGGACCCGGGUCCAGCCCAGAACCUGAUUGUGCCAUACCGACGAGCUUAGAGAGCAGCUUCGCAGGCCGUUCGGCAAGCUGAAAGCUCCCUGAAAGCUCUGUGAGGGUAUCUGACAAGGCGGAGAGGUGUCCGAUCUCAAGUUCGCUCUUGAGUCCUUCCGCAUAUAUUUCAUCCGCCAAAACAGCUGAGGCCGCCAAAACGAAGUAGACUGCCCGGACACCUAAGUGGGUUACUUGAUAAUGCUGUUCAUAUCCGGUGAUAACUUCGGAUAAUCUGAUGGAGUUUUUCAAGCAUGCAUUUCGCGAGAUGGAAGACAACAUGUCUUUGGACCAAGUCGACCCGCCGGUACUUCUGUCAACGGUCAUGUGGUAGCCGGCAGUUCUCCGAUGCAAGCAUAUGAGUGUUGAGUGGUAAAACAUACUGUGAAAAUUAGCAUAACUCAUGUUCCGGAGACGCUCAUGAUGACAUGCUCGUGGACAACAUCAGCGCCCCCAGAUGUACACACUUACAGCAGGACAAACACUUCGGCCGAAGGUGGAUGGCGGCUCUGAGAUAGACAUCUCCAAUCCCACGAAAGUCGAGAAUACCAACGAUGACAGCCGGCGUCCACGCCGGCCAGUCGUUCGAGGUCGGGCGCAUAUUCGGUACUGGAAUUUGACUGUGCCAGGGUCGUUGCGGCCGUGGCAAUUCCAAUAAAUUCGAUCCAACUGUCACAAACCGAGCGUCUUGCCUGAGCGCCCGAACAAAGAAGUGCGCAAUGAGCCAAAGCUUCUCGAAACGCGGAGUCAUUAUUCGAUGUUGGGUAUCCUGGUCGGCGUUGAACACGAGUUGCGCUGGGAAUGGUAUGCCAAAACCUAGCUUGAAUCAGCCAAGCCUCGGCAUUGUUCCAGCGUACUGACGUACUGUGAGGUAACUGUGUAGAAGAUCACUGUGCGAUAAACAGCCUCGUCGGCUUGGGCUGAGGUCGUUGUCUCGAGUAUCCGAGUCAACAUUUUCCCUGCUUCAACUGCUCGAGCGGCUUGACAUUAGCGGGCCGAGGUCUCGUUGGGUAAACAUGCUGGCGGGAAGCGAAUGAAAACACUGUUGGCACCAAUUGUGGGAAUGGCGAUCGAUCAACUGCCUCGUACGAGUGGAGGAGAAUUUUGAGUAUAAACGGCUAGAUGAGUUACACUUACCAUGAUGUGCCCUAGCCCUUUGUAGAUUACCGAUGGCGCAUUCCAGGUCCGCCAGCAACAAGAAACUUUGGACGGUUGCCACGCAUUCGUGGGCGAAGUCAUCGAUACUGAAAUUGCGGGCGACCCUAUGGAAAUGACGUUGCCGUGAUGGAUCGGCGGCAGCAUAGAGGGCCCCUGUCGCAAUCAUGCAGGCUUGAAGCGUACGUGAGUAAUAUCGCAACCUGCGUGCUGCUCGAUCAGCUUCAAAUAGUGACUGGACCACCAAAGGCAAAACAGCGUUACAUGUCGACCAGUAGGCGUCUAGCUGGUCUUUCUCUUCCUGUGAGAGGCUCGUAGACAUAGCAGGGCCGUCCGCAUCGCUUGUCCUAUUGCCAUCAUGGUGGUGGUCUAGGGGCGGGAAUUCUCGGCUUUGCCUGGAUCGCUCGACGGGGUUCUCCCAGAGGGCAUCGGCUGGUGGGAACGGCGGCCCUGCUUGCUCGUGCGGAAUAGGGAAGGAUUUGUGCUGGCUGCCAGUGCUCGUCUGCUCCAGAGAUGGCUUUUGAUACACUACUCGUUGAACGAAAGACUCCAGAUAUCGAAUGCGGUCUUCGAGAACAUAAGUGUAGGCCUGAGAUCGCGGACUGUCACGAUGAGAAUAAUCCGAUGCUCACGUUGG
This is a messenger RNA of Exophiala dermatitidis NIH/UT8656, 4484 nucleotides long. RefSeq lists its product as uncharacterized. Gene Ontology annotation, molecular function: zinc ion binding; DNA binding. Gene Ontology annotation, biological process: DNA-templated transcription. The transcript is spliced from 7 exons. The record is from RefSeq and is a predicted model, not a curated record. NCBI's taxonomy places the organism in Eukaryota, Fungi, Ascomycota, Eurotiomycetes, Chaetothyriales, Herpotrichiellaceae. The coding region runs from base 575 to 2482 and encodes 635 amino acids.